This is a messenger RNA of Abrus precatorius (Indian licorice), 627 nucleotides long. RefSeq names its product transcription elongation factor SPT4 homolog 2. Gene Ontology annotation, molecular function: zinc ion binding; RNA polymerase II complex binding. The coding region runs from base 50 to 373 and encodes 107 amino acids. Gene Ontology annotation, cellular component: DSIF complex; nucleus. NCBI's taxonomy places the organism in Eukaryota, Viridiplantae, Streptophyta, Magnoliopsida, Fabales, Fabaceae. Gene Ontology annotation, biological process: chromatin organization; regulation of transcription elongation by RNA polymerase II; mRNA processing. The record is from RefSeq and is a predicted model, not a curated record. The transcript has 4 exons.
UAGCUAAACGAAUCUAACUGUAUAUUCAAACAGUCUGGGCUUAAAAAUAAUGGCAGCUGCACCUGCACAAAUUCCUACAAGCUUUGGGCAUGAGUUGAGGGCUUGUCUUCGUUGCCGCCUUGUCAAAACCUAUGAUCAGUUCAGAGAGUCAGGCUGUGAGAACUGCCCAUUCUUUAAAAUGGAAGAAGAUCACGAACGUGUUGUUGAUUGCACUACCCCCAAUUUUAAUGGGAUCAUUUCAGUUAUGGAUCCUACCCGGAGUUGGGCUGCCCGUUGGUUGCGCAUUGUUUGUUCCUGGUGUUUAUACUCUUGCUGUCUCAGAGGCUCUUCCAGAAGAGAUGCAGGUUCAUAUUUUUCAAUUAGUGUGAUAUAGAUUUCAGAAUAUAUUAUUACUAAGUUGCUAAAGAAUGAUUCAUAGCUAUUUCUUUUCUAGUACAUGAUUUGACAGCUGACAAAUAAUCAUUUGGUCAAUGUAUCCACCCACAUUAUUUGACUGGUCACUAUACUUUGCUCCUUUUUAGGAAGUUGUGACAUUUUUCUGCUAAUUAUAUGACCACAAUUACCAAAAUAAUAAUAAAAGUGAUGUAGACCUGUUGCUGUUUUAGUUGUAGAAUCCAUUUGAACAAG